Molecule: messenger RNA, 2435 nt
Organism: Oxyura jamaicensis (ruddy duck)
Lineage: Eukaryota; Metazoa; Chordata; Aves; Anseriformes; Anatidae
Gene: C5H14orf180
Product: chromosome 5 C14orf180 homolog
Exons: 4
Coding region: 747-1190 (147 amino acids)
Source: RefSeq, a predicted model, not a curated record
CAUAUUUCAGCAGUCAUGGCAGGUAUUUCUGGCUGGAAAUUGUAUAUUUAAUGAUGACCAGCCUUCAGCAUUUGACAAGGGGCUGUUGAACAGUAAAUCACCUCUCUUCUCUAUCAAUAAUCUUAUUAUAAUAUCUGUAGAAAUGUCUAAUGUUCAAAUCUCACUUUAUUACUAUAAUAAUGGAUCUAAUUUGUAAGACAUAUAAACUGAGGCCAUAACUGUACUGGAGGGAGAUAUAUGUGAUAUAUGUGAAUCCUCUAUAACUGUUACAUUUCCUCAUGGCUUUUGCCCACAUAGUUCUGAACAAUAAAAGGAUUAAAAGUAGUGCCACUUGUAAGAUUUUUGAGAUCAGGAAUGUUUUCUGGAAAGGAGAUCAAUGUCAUAAUGGAAAUGCAGUAAUCAUUAUGGAAAGAACAGCUUCAAAUUUACAUUCACGCAUAUAAAUAUCAAGGUGUUUAUCUGUGAUUUGCUCCAUUCAGCCUCUCUCCAGUUGCCAGGAAAGCCCUGCUUUCCAGCUGCACAACCAGUAUUAUCACUGUAUGCUAUUUUUGGCUGCUGAGUACAUUUCAAGUCACGUCAUCCUUCCCAAGCCAACACUGGCAUGAAGGGUGGAAACUCAUCUUUCCACUCCUCUGUCAUCUGCUUGCUGGCACUGCCUGCUCAGUCCCUGCUGCAGAGGGGUCUCCAGACGUUUUUCCCUGGUCCUCCCCAUUUCCUUGAGCGAGUGGCUUUCCAACCAAAGCUUCAUGUGGGAGGCUUCAUGUUGGCAUCCAGAGUACAUGUCCCAAAUAUGUCCAGACCCACCUUCUGAUCGUAGUGCAGAGGAGCUCCUGACAGAUGACAGUAGCUGUCCUCCUUCAAUACUGAGAAAAAGGCCACCAGUGGACCAAGCUGUGGGGGAAAAACGGAAAGCAGAGAGAAGGGUUCGGUUUCGUGAGCCAGAAGAAGUCAUUGAACAUGUUAUUUCCUGCUGUGACUACGUAGUGGUGCAUGACAGGUCAUCAUCUGGGUUGCCUGUGCUCCUGGGGCUCUCCUUCUGCGCUGUGCUGAUCCUGGCUGUGAGUCUCUACUACACCAGCAUGAAGCAAGACACCAAAGUCCUGGAGGAGUUUCAAUCCCGACUUGUUAUCUUCUUUCUUCAGAUAAGACACGUUGCUCAUAAAUGCUGGACUUGGUUUAUGAGGCAGUAACAAUGACCUCCAUCUGCAGUGAGCCUGACAGACAUCUCAGAGCACUGGUAACCAUCAUACGGCAGAGCAAAGCUCCCUGUCCACUCAAUCCCCAUGCAAGGAACACAUGAGCAUCCAACUCAAAGAACGAGAAAACCACCCCUCUUGUGCACUUUCUAGCAGCUAAUUGUUCUUUUUUGUUUUUUUUUUUUUCCCUUAACAUUACUGAAUGAUGAUAGUAGAACCAAGAGGUCCUACCAAACUGAUGCUCCAUCAUCCUUAACAGCAAAUAAGUGCUGUUAUGAGGAGCAAAGAGAGAAAUUCAUUGAUCUGUGCAGGCAGCAACACACUCUGAAUAAAAGUCUCCUGAGUCUCAGGUCAAAGCAUUAAAUACCAAACAGUCUUUCUUCUCAUGUCUCCUAAAAGCUAUUCUACAAAAGUUAAAAUAAAGCUGAACUAUUGCACAAACACUGCUCUGGUGGCCAAAGGCUUGUCAAGCUGCUAUAUUUAUAUACCUGAAAUGAUUGUUAGUAAAAUCACGGCAAAUAGCUUUCUUCUUUCCCUUCAUGCAUUUUUUCCUCCAUGGGCACAAGUUGACUCUUAAUGUUUCACUUGACUCCCAGGUGUGAAAAAGAACAUGAAAACUCAUUUAAAUAGUAAACAGAGCAUUUGCCUAACAUAAUACAUAGCAGCAUCGAAUCCUAGGUUAAUUAUCAAAUCAGUAGCUUAAUCCUCUGGGCUUGAUUCAGUCCAUAAACCCCACGAGCUGAGCUUAUAAGAUUUAUGACAGUUCUUGUCUUCAGUCAGAGGUUUUGCUUUUAUGCCUGUGCAUUCAAAACCUUAUGUAAGGGUAUUACGGGCUGUUUAUGAAGGUGUGGGGUCAAAGCCCUGUUAUCUCUCCAUUGUAGCACCAUACGGUGCAACCUCUCUGGAGGCAAUCAUUUUAAUGGAGAUCAGGCAAUAAAUGUGGAAUGAUGCUCUGGGUGUUUGAGAGGACAUCCAGCAAAUGCAAGCUUAUAAGCUUGAGCUAUGUUUUCCUCCUAAACAAAAACAGCAUGAUACAUUUUUCAGGCCUUAGAUUCUAGUCAAGUAACACUUAAUGUAUGUUUGGGUUUAUUCAGUGUGAGGAUGACAGCAGAGCCCAUAAGAGCUGAAGAAAAGGAAAAGAAAGAGAAAGGAAACAGGGCAGAGAAUAUGGAUGUGAUGCCUGCAUGACCUUGACUAGAAAUCCUCUGCCUUUGUAACCCACAAAAAAAAAAAAAAAAA